AUGGAGCGAUCGCCGUACUUCCAUGCAGGCUUGGCCGACCCCACCCGGUACGAGACCCGCGCGAUUUCGGACCCGGUAAAGAAGUCGCAUUCCCACAAGCACAAGUCGUCGCGACACCACCACGACGGCCGCGAUAGCCACCACCGCCAUGGCUCCAGUCGACGUCAUGCAGCCAAGGAAGCCGUGCAAUCGGCUAUCCAGAUACAGCCACCCGCCAGUUUCGGAGAUCUACUGAGGCAGGCCCGCGGGAGCAGAGACACCAGCCCCAGUCACAGUCGCGGGCACAGCGUAGCCCCAAGACAAACGGAUGGAAGUGCGAGUGGAAAGGAGGAAAACGCCCUAGGCAUCACCAUCCCGCCACGGAGACCACUCCGACAGGCCGAUGUGGAGCUGGAAGCAAGAAGGGUCAGAAUCAGGCAACGGGAUAUCCGUACCGCCCUACAGUCUCUUUCCGACCAGUCUCUCAAGACUUCGCGCCGCCUAGAUGACACAUACUACUCGAUCCUUGAGAGGAUAUCUGUGUUGCGACAGACCAUUGGUACACUACAUGAGCUGUCAAGCCUCACCCGCGAGCUGCACGAGAACUUUGAGGCGGACACUGCAGAGCUCGUAGACGACGUGAGUGGCCAGGUUGAAGCAUUCGAUAACUUCAAGACACAGCAACAGCAAGUCAGCAGCCUGGAGGAGCGCAUCAAAGCGGGAAAGGAAAAGGCAGAUGCUCUGACAGCAAGACUGGAGCAAGCCAAAGAGCAUGUCGAUGCAAGGGCCAAGUCUGAAGCAGAGUGGCAGGCAAGAAAUACGCAUUGCAUGCGCAUAUUCUGGAUUGCAGUAGGCUUCGUAAUCACCCUCUUCUUCGUCUUUGUUCUUUUCCAUCCCCACGAACCAGCCCAUGAUGGUGCUGAACAAUUCAAACCCAAAUUGGACCCUGCCAUUCUGAAUGCCGACGUACCUGACAUGGCAAAGGAAGCCAUCACAAGGGCAGCAACAUCCAGAGUCAGCCCUGUAGUCGACACGGCCAAGACCAGGCAUGUUCUGAAGGAGGAUGAGCAGCUGCGGUCAUUUGAUGAGUUAUAAUACAGUUUGGUUUCAU
Messenger RNA from Exserohilum turcica Et28A, 1090 nucleotides. RefSeq lists its product as uncharacterized. The transcript is spliced from 3 exons. The record is from RefSeq and is a predicted model, not a curated record. Bases 1 to 1074 code for a protein of 357 amino acids. NCBI's taxonomy places the organism in Eukaryota, Fungi, Ascomycota, Dothideomycetes, Pleosporales, Pleosporaceae.